Molecule: messenger RNA, 3231 nt
Organism: Bursaphelenchus xylophilus (pine wood nematode)
Lineage: Eukaryota; Metazoa; Nematoda; Chromadorea; Rhabditida; Aphelenchoididae
Source: the annotation of a GenBank genome assembly
AUGUAUUUUCGCUUUGUUUUUGAAAGCAAUUUCGAAGGCUCGGCGGAGACUUGGCGAAGACUUACAGUGAGAUCACCUUUCUAAUUUUUGCUAUUUCUAACCUUAGUUUCCUUACCCUAAGCUUUUUGGAGCUUAUGAAACGACCAAAAAGUUGCUCUAAAAAAUCGUUUUCUUUUCGAAAAAUUCGCAUUUUCGAUACAAAAAUCAUUUUUUGAGCCCCUUUUUAUUCUCCUUUUUUCGACGACUUGCCAGUCGGUCAGUCUUGGAUUUUGCGAAACCCCCGAAGAUAAUAGUAAGUUUUAUUGUAAUUUUUAUAGAGAAAAUCCAUUUACAUAGAUUUUUGAAUUACACAAAUUUCGGAAUUUUUUCGAGCUGCGCCCAGGUUUCAAAUCACAGGUUUUUAUUAUAAUAAUUUUGACGGAGACUUUUUUCGUAAAGUAGAGCUAAUUAAUGGUGAUGGGAGAUAGAUAGAACUCAAUAAAACAUCAAGGGUACCAUCUGUUUUUUUCUAAUUUGGGUAAAAGUUCCUUAUUUUGGCCACAACUUAUAACUUUGCGGAAACUGGUCGGAAUUAGCCCAAAUUUAGCCUACACACUCCAUUCAUCGUUGUCAAUGCCCAAACAGUGGAUUUAAUUAGUGAGGUACCUUCUUUUUUACGUACCACCUUACCCUUCAAAAACGGCUGCAGCCUGUGAUUUUACACUUUAUACGAUGAAAAAUGUCCGGAAGUAAAGUUAUUGCCUCCGUAUGGAACUAAAUGAGUCGUCACAGCCUUCGUAGGUACCCUUAAAACUAUAGAGCUAUUAUAGUAAUUCAGUGCCAGCUAGGUAACUUUAGUGCCCAAGCUUGGGCGCAGUUCGCGGAGUACCUUUGUUGUGGCCAAAAUAAGGAACUUUUUCCCUAAUUUGUAUAUUUUGGAGGCCCCAAAAAAAUUUUUUUGGCUUACCGAUUUUUCUGACUUUUUUACGUUUAUUUUUUUCAAAAACAAAUGAAAGCUCAAAAGAAAUUUCAUUCCCACAGAUUUCCAUUCCCUUCUUCAGUGCCAUCCGGUCGUUCGUAUUUCAAGGAGGGCAGUGGUCGCUAUUUGAUGUCGGAUACGGACUCCUCAGCAGAGCAAGUGGCCCAGUCUCGCCCACAGAAGGUCUGCAUCACCUGCUGCGAACAUGGAACCGCUUGUGAGGUGAGAAAUAAGAGAUUUUUUUGGGGGAAAUCCAGCAGAUUUCGAUGAAACUAGAGCCGCAACUUAUGGACAAGGGAUCUAAGUGCGAGGCUUGGAUUUUCUUUUAAUUUUGCAUACUUAUAGGGUAUAGUUCACAUAUCAAUCGUUGAAAAUUUUAGCUCUCGCUUUGCAGAGAGAGCCGAGAUAUUCUACAAUCCUUUUCACCUAGAGAGCACGCGAAAUGCGGAGAGCGAGCAAAAGAAAAGCGCUUUUUGGCCAUAUCUUGGCCAGUUUCGCGCGGAAAAAAGUGAUUUUUUUAUGGAAAUAUUACUCUCUACGGUAGAAACAGACAUGAAAAUUUUCAUGCCAAAAUUCGCAAAAAAAUUACAAAUUUUCGCCAAGUUUCGCCCUAAAAAAUCUCGGUCGGUUCUGCAAAACGCGAGCUAGGAGUCUCGCAUAUGAAAAAACUACUCUAAAUUUCUGCCAAGUUUCAUCGAAAUCCGGCCACUCUUUUCUGCACUGCAAAAAAUUUUUUUUUUUAUUUUCAGGUUGGCUCGCGCGCUUCUCCUCUCAUAACUCAACAGGAAGAAGCCAGUCGAAGCUUGCGUCGUAGCAGGGAUGACUACAUUUUUCCGAAGGAUAUCACGGAGGGGGAGAAAAAGAAGAAAAACCCGUACGAAAUGCUCCCAUUGGCCGAGUUGGUGAGAUUGCCGAAGAAACCGUCGGAAAAAUCGGCACCCUCCAGUUCCGAGGAGCUUUCGACGGCCAUCCUGAGGUCUGGAACUUAUACUCCGUAAGACUUUUUGAUUUUUACAAAAUUUGUUUUCUUUUCUUUUCACAAGGAAAGUACUUCUAUGGGGUAUGCAGUUACAGGUCACAUAUAUCAAAAAAUCGCAAAAUUUUACUGAUUCAGAAUAUGUAAAAAUUAGUUGCCCAAUUUUGGUUUGUAAGGGCGAAAAAAAUCGUCAGAACUUUUCUCGCAACACCACGUUGGUAAAAACUUGCUCAAAAAGGCAUUUGCGCGGUGUUGCAAGAAAAGUUCUGAAAAAUUUUUUCGCCCUUACAAACCCAAAUUAAGCAGCUAAUUUUAACAUUCUGAAUCAGAAAAAUUUUGCGAAUUUUUUCAUAUAUGUCUCGACCUGUAACCCUAUAGAAGUACUUUGCUUCUGAAUUUUUUUAAAAUUUUGAUGAGAUUUUUUUUUCAGUCAUCCGGUUGCCAAGAAAACCGACCAUCUGGAGCCGAUCUACUACGAGGAGGACGAAUAUUACGAGAACUUUUAUCUGGGCGCUCAGACCGAACUCCAAGCCAUGACCAUGUGCAAGGAGAAGACCGAGUUCAAACUUUACCAUAAGCUGAGUGCUACCGAAAAUUUGGCGGACCUGCAGUCCUCGUUGAAGAUGUUUGUGGUGUACAGAACCAGCAAGGGCGGGUAUUGGUAAGUUUGGGGGAAAUUUCGGUCGAAAAAGUGGUCAUAUUUGAUUUUUUAGGGGAAACUUCAAAAAAAAAUGUCAUGUUGACAGAUUUUCUAGAAGUGUUUUUGAAAAUGGGUCAUUAUGACACAUUUUAUGGAAAAUAUCUCUUAUACAAUGACACAUUUUAUGGAAAAUGCGUCAUAAUUACGCAUUUUGUGGUUUCAAAAAAAUCGAAAAAAAUGUCAUGCUGACAGAUUUUCUAGAUUUUUUUUUAAUUUGUCAUAAUUACGCAUUUUUUCCAAUUUCAAAAAAAAAUUCGAAAAAAUGUGUCAUGCUGACAGCUUUUCUAGAUUUUUUUGGUGUGUUACGACACAUUUUAUGGAUAAUUUGUCAUAAUAUCGCAUUAUUUGAAGUUUCGAAUUUUCAAAAAAAGUCCUAUUUUUAUUUUCAGCCACCUCCCCGUCAACAGCGUUGUCAUUGACGACCAGCUCUUCCACUACGUGGAAUGCGGAGAGCAGGAUCCGCCCCGCUUCACCGACGUCGAGUCGCUGAUCCGCUUCUACACCGUCUACGUUCAUCUGCGCUACAGUCGGGGCGGGAGGAAAGUAGAACCCGACGUUUUCCCGUGGUGGAACAUCCCGAAAUCCCACUCCAAGUGA